Closterium sp. NIES-67 is the source of this 899-nucleotide messenger RNA. Lineage: Eukaryota; Viridiplantae; Streptophyta; Zygnematophyceae; Desmidiales; Closteriaceae. The record is from the annotation of a GenBank genome assembly.
CGCCCGCCAUGGCCUCCCAAAAGCUCCUCGCCGCUGUGCUCCUCGUCGCACUAACCUUGCCUUCAGUUCUCGCCGGGAACGCUGCAGGCGCGGAGCAGUCAUCGCAAUCCAACUAUCAGUACGACUCCAACGGCAACAUCAUCUUGUCUCCUGCGGGGAACAACAACCACAACGGCAACGGAGAGGGCACCGCGACUACCGUGAUUGAUUGGUACAACGACCAGGAGUACCCCACGUGCCCGCUCCAGGCGUGCCCGGCUCUGAAGUACCACUGCUCGGGCGGCAUGUGCAACGAUACCGCCGGCAUUCUAGGCCGCUGGAGGCUGGACAACAACAACGGCUACCGCAUCAAGUACAACUGCUCGCGCGUCGGCGGCAGCUGUCCCUACACCAAGAACGACCCGCACUUCCAGGGCGCGCAGGGCACGCGCUUCGAGUUCAACGGCGCUCCGGAGAAGACCUUCUGCCUGCUCACGGAUCGGAACAUCCACGUCAACAUGCAGAUGCGCGGGUACUACGACUCGCGCACCGUCGGCGCGACCGUGCUGCGCAACGGCAAGGCCGUGCGCACGUGGAUCCGCGCGCUCGGGUUCGUGUGGCGCGCGGCGGCUGUGGAGGCGGAGCACAAGUUCCGCCUGGUGGCGCGCGCGGGGAAGCAGCAGGAGCGCGGGGACGGGUUCCUGGAGCUGGCUGAGAUGGACGGGGAGACUCUUCCGCGCAUGGCGGAAGGGGAGACUCUCUCUCUCCCCGGCAACCUCACUUUCGCUUAUAUCGGGGUGGAGUCCGGCGGAUUCGUUAAGGACGUGUACCGUGUGACUAUUGCGGGGCUCCUGGACAUGGAGAUCAAGCUGCGCGUGGCGCACCCUCUUCCUCGCUGAAAAUAGACGACGAUUACUGUU